AUUCAUCAUACCUACGCUCAAUAUAAUACGCUGAUAAUUAUUUAAAAUUCGGUUUCACUACCGCCGUCGAAGGCUCAUGUUAAAGGAAAUAGCAAAUUUCCUUCGCUCGUCGAAAAACAAUGCCUCAAUCAGAACUUAGUGGCCGUCGGAACGUAUCCGUGAAUAGUUUGAACAUUUAAAAAUCGAAUUCCAAUUUUUUUUUUAAUUUUGAAAAUGGAACGCAAUAAGGAUAGUACCGAUGCUCCGUGCGAACGUGGCGUGGAUGUGGACAUAGACGAGAUGGUAACAAAGGAACAGGAUGCGUCUACUGGAGUUCUCAGUGCACAAGUAAAAGGCCUCGACGCCAACCGCUAUGCCACCAAGAAGACCGUGGCACAAGGCAUGCUAGACAUCGCACUGCUCACUUCCAACGCAUCGCAGCUGAAAUACGUGCUCCAAGUUGGCCCUAAGCACGAGUUCUACACGUUGCUGGUCGUUCUCAUCUCCGUUUCUAUAGUGCUGCAGCUGCUGGUUGGUUUGCUCUUCGUCGUCAUCGGCGGCUUGGACCUGAAUGACGACGACGACCAACCUUCGGCGGUGAUCCUCAAUGACGUCAUAGUCAUUUUUAUAUUCGUCAUUUCGGUGGUCAAUAUCGUCAUUUCGGCGUUCGGUUUAGAAUAUUCAAACAGCCCUUUGAUUUUACAACGCCUCCAUUACAUUAAUAAUGAAUAUUUAAGGAAAGGAAAUGGCACUGUCUCUUGAAAGUUACCGGCGGAAAACCACCUAUUUAAUGUUAAUUACGAGUAAGGCCGCAAUAAUAAUAUUAAUGUAAUAGGGGCUCAAU
Molecule: messenger RNA, 823 nt
Organism: Cydia amplana
Lineage: Eukaryota; Metazoa; Arthropoda; Insecta; Lepidoptera; Tortricidae
Product: ninjurin-2
Exons: 3
Coding region: 214-741 (175 amino acids)
Biological process (GO): cell adhesion; tissue regeneration
Cellular component (GO): membrane
Source: RefSeq, a predicted model, not a curated record